Rhineura floridana is the source of this 1478-nucleotide messenger RNA. RefSeq names its product ribonuclease P/MRP subunit p21 (gene RPP21). The transcript has 6 exons. Gene Ontology annotation, biological process: tRNA processing. The coding region runs from base 355 to 885 and encodes 176 amino acids. Gene Ontology annotation, cellular component: nucleolar ribonuclease P complex. The record is from RefSeq and is a predicted model, not a curated record. Lineage: Eukaryota; Metazoa; Chordata; Lepidosauria; Squamata; Rhineuridae.
AAAUGACGCAUGUUAUUUCUGAGAGUUCCAGUGCACAGGGGCAUGACAAUUCCUUUCCCACGGCAAUCGUGCCAUGUUGCGCGUGUCCUUGUUGUUUUAAUCUACGUAAGCUUCAUUAACUAGAACGGUAAGGGACUACAUUUCCCAAAUGCCUUUGCUGCUUCACACCCGGAAGAAGACUCGUGGUGGCGUCUUUGGCUGGUGAAAGCUAUUGAUUCAGACACCUUUUUGUUUGCGACAUUUGGACGUUGGUUAUGGCGUGCUGAUGGAGUAACAUCCUUGGCUAGAAAAGGUUUCUCUUCUGAUGCCUUGGCACCAUCACUAAAAAUCUUGCAAAGAUUCCUCGCAUCAGCCAUGAUAAAGGACAAAGAAGCAUUUCAGAGGCUCAGUUUCCUCUAUCAGGCAGCACAUUGUGUCCUUGCGCAGAACCCAGAGAACCAGGAGUUGGCUCGCUUCUAUUGUCACACGCAGAACAGCAUCAGCCGACGGCUCGUGUUAAGACAGGAUCCAUCUGUGAAAAGAACCAUCUGCAAAUCUUGCUUCUCCCCUCUUGUUCCUGGCAUCAGCUCAACUGUGCGCCAGAGAAAGCGCCGUAACCAGCGGUGGACUGUUGUGCGGUGUCUCAACUGCAGUCUAACCAAGCGGCUCCUCAACAACCCUGACUAUAAGUUGUGGUCAGAGCAACCUGAGGCGUUACUAGAGAACCAAACGCCACCUGGUGAAGGAACAAAAGGCCAAACAUUCAGCACAGUGCAACGGCCCUCCAGGGUCCCUCAAGCUGAAAAGGCACCACCACCAAGUUCUGGGCCUUGCAGCCAUCCUGACUCUGAGGAAACUACAGUGGGCACCAAAUCUAAAGGGGAGAAGGGCCCUAGUGGGAAGUGAGCCCUCCCUUGGGAAUGGAAUCUCCCCAGGCAGGCAGGCAGCUGUGGCUUGGGAAUGAAUGUGUAAGCCCUGAGUUGGGGCAGAAGAAGCAAAUGUGGUCAACAAGAUUAUUUAUGCAGAGAGAUGUUUGGGAAGCAAAAUCCCAUCUUGCUACUUGUGGGACUUGGAUGUCUUAAGUGAGAUGAGUUCAAUGAUAAAGGUCUUCUUUUACAGGGCAACUAUUUGGGGGGGGGCAGAGUCCUCUUCUACAGCCCAUAAUGGCCUAGCAAAGAGCCUUUCCCCAAUACCACUGCCUGCGUCCCCUUUCUCCCACCAAGUCCAUAGCUUGAGAUUUGCCUGCCCCUCUUCUGCUCCCACAUGCAUGUCUCUCUUCCAGUCGGUGCUGCCAGUUGCAAUAUGGGUUGGAGGGGGUAUGCGCUUAGGUAAGCCCCAGCUCUGGAGGACUGAAAUUGUUUGAUUCCUGGAAAUUUUGGUGAACUCCUUCUCAUUGGAACCUGAGGUGAAGAGAUGAGCAGGAAUAGUUUCCAAUCUAACCUUUUGUAUAAGAGAACACGAUGUAAAAACUUGGAAAUAAAAUUUUGUUUCAAAACUGG